CUUCCGAGAACUAGUAUUAUACAAUUUUUUCUGAUUUUAUAUUAUUCUGUCGAUCUUGUUAACCUUAUAAGUGAAUAUUUAUUUAUAAACUAUUAUUUACCAAAAAAAUAAUUAUUAAAAUUUUGCUCCGCCUAGUGGAGUUUUUUUGAAGCAUUUCUUUCACAAUUUUUUGACAUUAUUUUCCAACCUGUGAAUUUAUAUAUAUGCUAUAUAUAUACAUAACCGGUAUCAACGCAAAUGUUAAUAAUUACUUUAUAAUACUUGUAAAUAAACUAUUUUUUCAUUUGUAAUGGCAUCGCCAGCUCCAAAAUCACCAGAGCAAUCUGAACGAAGCAGAAAAUAUGAUAGACAAUUGAGGUUAUGGGGUGAUCAUGGUCAGGCUUCUUUAGAAGCAGCUCAUAUUUGUUUAAUAAAUGCCACUGGUUUGGGAACAGAAAUUUUAAAAUCCUUGGUUUUACCAGGAAUUGGAGCAUUCACAAUUGUUGAUGGUAAAAAAAUUACCGAUGAAGAUGUUGGAUCGAACUUCUUUCUAGAUGCUGAUAGUGUGGGAAAAUCAAGAGCACAGAUUGCAACACAAAUGCUUCUAGAAUUAAAUCCCGAUGUACGAGGAGAUUAUAUAGACGAAGGUCCCGAACAAAUUCUAGAAAAUAGUCCCGAUUUUUUCAACAGUUUCACCGUUGUUGUUGCGACUUCUCUUCUUGAAAAAUCACUAAUUCUACUUUCGAGAAAACUUUGGGAUUUAAAUAUUCCUUUAAUAGUAUGUAGAUCGAUAGGUUUUGUUGCUUAUAUGAGAGUUCAAGUAAAGGAGCAUACCGUAAUUGAAAGUCAUCCAGACAAUGAAGUGACUGAUUUACGUUUGGAUAAACCUUUUGAAUUAUUGGAAAAAUAUCUUGAUUCAAUAAAUCUCGAUGAAUUGGAUAUCAAAGAUCAUUCACAUACCCCUUAUGUUGUUAUUCUCUAUAAAUUUCUGCUGAAAUGGUUAGAAGAUCACGAUAAUGUACCAUCUAAUUAUAAGGAGAAAGAAAUAUUGAAAAAAUUAAUACGAGAAGGAAUAAGAAAAGAUGAACACGAUAAUCCAAUUGAUGAAGAAAAUUUUGAAGAGGCAAUUAAAGCUGUUAAUACAAGUAUAAAACAUACUAAUGUGCCUUCGUCAGUAAUGGAAAUUUUAAAUGAUGAUCAAUGUGUUAAUUUAACUGCAAAAAGUAGAUCUUUUUGGAUUAUUGCAAAAGCAAUAAGAGAUUUUAUGGAUAAUGAAGGCUGUGGACUUUUACCAUUGAAAGGCGCUUUACCUGAUAUGAUUGCCGAUACGGAAAAAUAUAUUGGCCUUCAACAAGUGUAUCAUAAACAAGCAAUUGCCGAUGUUGAAGCUGUGUUGCGACACACACUUCGUUUACUGAAACAAUUGGGACGUUCAAUGGAUUCGAUAUCAGAGAAAGAAGUGAAAUUAUUUUGUAGGCAUGCUUCUGAUAUUCAUGUGGAAAGAGGAACUUGUAUUGCUGACGAGUAUGAUCCAAAAAUGAUAAACGUCAACGAGAUAGCCCAGAAAUUAGAAGAUUCUGACAGCAUGCUGGUAUAUUACGUAGUACUGAGAGGAAUUGAAAAGUUUCAGUUUGAGUAUAAUUCCUAUCCUGGAGAAUUUGACGAUCACGUCGAACCAGAUAUCAUCAAACUAAAGUCAUGCAUAUCGAAACUCCUCGGUGAAUGGGGAUGUGGACCACUCGCAAAAGAUGAUUACGUUCAUGAAUUUUGCCGUUUUGGUGGAGCAGAACUUCAUUCAGUUUCUGCAUUUCUUGGUGGACUUGCUGCUCAAGAAACUAUUAAAUUUAUUACCAAUCAAUAUAAACCGAUCCACAAUACAUUUAUACAUGAUGCAGUGACUUCGAAUUCUGCUACUUUCUUUUUCUGAACAAAAAUGUCUUCUCUCUCUCUCUCUUUUAUUUUGUAUAAGACUGUAUUUAUUAUGUGAAAUAAUACAAAAUAAAUUUUAAUAAUUAUA
Messenger RNA from Leptopilina boulardi, 1996 nucleotides. RefSeq names its product NEDD8-activating enzyme E1 regulatory subunit (gene APP-BP1). The record is from RefSeq and is a predicted model, not a curated record. The coding region runs from base 290 to 1906 and encodes 538 amino acids. Gene Ontology annotation, cellular component: nucleus; cytoplasm. The transcript has 7 exons. NCBI's taxonomy places the organism in Eukaryota, Metazoa, Arthropoda, Insecta, Hymenoptera, Figitidae. Gene Ontology annotation, biological process: protein neddylation; DNA damage response; protein ubiquitination. Gene Ontology annotation, molecular function: ubiquitin activating enzyme activity; NEDD8 activating enzyme activity.